This is a messenger RNA of Varanus komodoensis (Komodo dragon), 1521 nucleotides long. It is a transcript of the gene NME1, whose product is annotated as NME/NM23 nucleoside diphosphate kinase 1. Gene Ontology annotation, molecular function: nucleoside diphosphate kinase activity. The transcript is spliced from 5 exons. The coding region runs from base 335 to 787 and encodes 150 amino acids. The record is from RefSeq and is a predicted model, not a curated record. Gene Ontology annotation, biological process: CTP biosynthetic process; UTP biosynthetic process; GTP biosynthetic process. NCBI's taxonomy places the organism in Eukaryota, Metazoa, Chordata, Lepidosauria, Squamata, Varanidae.
AGGAACUCCUUUUGUGCUUCCAGGAGCGGAGAGCAGGGUGUGGGCAAAGGCUCUCAGUGUGUCACGUCUUCCCCGGAAUGGCAGCCACGGCGGCUGGGAAAACCUGGGUGUGUCCCGCUGUCGGUCUUGUGAUGUUCUGAGCGGCUUCCAGCGCCGCCGACGAGCCGAGCGCCCCGCCUGGCCCGUGUCGCAAGGGCGGCGAGGGGCUUGGCGCUCCGGCCAGGCGUCGCUUCCUUAUUGCCUCUCCCAGCACCUUCCUGGAAAAGCAAGCCAGAGUGGCAAGGACGUGCCGCUUAGAAAAGCUAGCGGUACAAAGGGAGAAUUUUGUGGGACAAUGGCUGAACGCACCUUCAUUGCCAUCAAGCCUGAUGGAGUUCAGCGGGGCUUGGUGGGAGAAAUUAUCAAGCGAUUUGAACAGAAGGGAUUCAAACUGGUCGCCAUGAAAUUUAUGCAGGCCUCUGAAGAUCUUCUCAGAGAACACUACAUUGACCUGAAGGACAGACCAUUCUACGCUGGUUUAGUUAAAUAUAUGAACUCUGGACCUGUUGUAGCCAUGGUGUGGGAAGGCCUUAAUGUAGUUAAGACUGGGAGAGUAAUGCUGGGAGAAACAAACCCUGCCGAUUCCAAACCUGGCACUAUUCGUGGAGACUUCUGUGUACAAGUUGGCAGAAAUAUAAUUCAUGGAAGCGACUCUCUAGAAAGCGCCGAGACGGAAAUUAACCUAUGGUUCUCUGCUGAAGAACUGGUUGACUACACAAGGUGUGAUCACUCAUGGAUCUAUGACUAAAAAAACUGAAUGGCUAGUUUCAGACUUAAUAAUGUGUUGUCCGAACUCUGCUUCCCUAACAAACCAUGUUUUGUUAACCAUAAGCAAUCUACAGUUGACAACCCCACAAGAAACCAUGGGUUCUCUUCCUGCGUAGUUGCGGUUCACAAACCAUGCUGUUAGUGCAGAUGGCAUCAGACAAGACAAUAAUCCGCAUUUGAACCACUCACAGUUCAGUGACAGCGCACACUUAAUCCAUUCUCAACACUCAAAUGUGGGUUGUUGUGUUGUCAGAAGCUAGCUAAUGUGUACCUUGUUUAUUAUCCCUUUGUUCUACUAUUGAUUUUGAAAGAGUCUCUACCUCUGUUAUCCUUUAGCGUUGUUCUUCCACUCCCACCAUGCACUUUCAUGUAUAUUUGUGGAAAUGUUUCAGGUAUGGUUUAAAACAUAGAUGAUGUUAUGUUUGUUGUUUUGAAGGAAAAAUAUUUAUUAAAUUGGAGAUUAUGUCAUUCAAAUUACAAAAAGUAAUGGGGUCAAGGAUGUGAAAGCACUUUUUAUCUGUUCUUAUUCAGCAGUUGUCAAGUACAUGUGCUUUAUCUUUAUUAUCUAAAUUGAUUGUACUCAGUGGAGUCAACCUAAUAUUUUAGGCUAAGCCUGUGCCUAUGUGUUGUUACUGGAUGCAAACUGCUCUCUUGGACACAGAAUGUUAUACAAGUGAUUAGGGAAAAAGAAGAUACUGCUUAACAUGGAUUAGU